ACGCUCACUCUGCCUGGUUCCUAUGUAGACGCGUCUGUGUAGUGAAUUCUCAGUCACAGUCUGAGGUAUUGGAUGGGAGAGGAGCCGUCACUCCUUCACUGAGACAUAACGACUGAUGAUCAAACGUCUUCAUCAAUGUGUAUGGUCAUAUUUGCUCCGCUUUUUGCUGUUUUUGCAUUUGCAUUAUGUGGCGGAUAUUCUGGCCAGAUAACGGUUAAAGUGGAAUGCCUGGAUAAAACCCAAAGCAACAUCAGUAUCAGUUUCAGCUAUCCAUUCAGACUUCAGCAGGUGCACUUUAAUGCUCCUCUCUGUGAGGGUAAGAGGCAUGAGACGCUUUUCCUCGAGGGAGAUUACUCUUCUUCAACACAGUUCUUCGUUACUGUGUCUGUUCUCGCGUUUCUCUACUCCCUCCUGGCUACAGUAGUGUACAUCUUCUACCAGAACAAGUACAGAGAAAAGAACAGAGGACCUGUACUGGACUGUCUGGUAACGGUGGUUUUCUCUGGGCUGUGGUUAGUGAGUUCAAUAGCCUGGGCUAAAACACUGUCCGGACUGAAAACAGCCUUAGAUGUAGGUCAGAUGCAGCUGUUAAUGUCUGCCUGCAGAGACCCUGAGAACCUCUGCGAGACACUAGAGGAGCCUGCCUGGACCAAUCUUAACAUGUCGGUGGCCUUUGGCUUCUUGAACUUCUCCCUGUGGGCUGGUAACAUUUGGUUUGCCUACAAAGAGACAGGCUUGCACAAGUCUGGUCAGCGCUAUCCCUCCAGAACCCCCUCUGAGAAACGCAGCAGCAGUUUCAGGCAGUACAGUCAAAGCAGCUUUGACCAAUCCGGAGCAGGCUUUGAACAAAGGCUCUACAGCCAGGCGAGUUUUGACCUAUCGAGUGGAAGCUUCAGCCUGCCGCAGACCAAUCUGGGACCACCGAUGCUUUACCGACAGAUGGGGAGCCCCACCUCCAAAGGACCUCUGAUAUUUGUCAAUGAGAGUCAGUGAGAGAAGUGAAUACAGAGUGAUUACUAUGUACAGUCAAAAAUAAAAAGAGACAAGAGAAAAGGAAAAGAGAUAAAAAGUGAGAGACUAAAGAGAAAAUAAGUUCUGAGAUUCUGAGUUCUGAGUCCUAUGGGGCACAGAAAAAGACAGAAACCGAAAAAUCCUUGACCAGUAGCAGGAUCACAGGCGACAUGAAUAAAUUCUGUUGUCAUUGGCAGAAGAGUCAGUGGUUAUUUAAUUGACUUUGUUUUUGGCUAAUCUUUUCUCUGGUUUAGUCUUGUGGUUUUAUAUUUUUCAGGAAGAUUAAUUGUGUUUAAAUGUAACCAUGUAUGCAUUGCAAAUGCAAAUCAAAGCUAAUGUUACUUAUAAAAAUACUGUAUGUUAAUUUAAACAUUUCUAUCUGUUAAAUAAUGAGGCCUCGUUUGCUUGUGUACUGAUAGUGUACACAACAUAUUUGAUGUUUUUCUUAAGUAUAUUCUCAAGUGAAUAAGCCUAACAAGUCCAGUGAACAUGACUAAUGUUUGUAUUCAUUGAUUUAUGUACUGUAUUUAUUGAUAGUGUCAGACUCAUCAGGUAUAAUAAAAGAAUUGGAAAAAUACAUGUUCAAGGUUGGCUUUACAGAGUGAAACUUACAUGCAACUUUAACUGCUUGAAAAAUUCUCACUCAAAUUGCGUAAUGUAAAGUGUCCUGAAUAAUGUGAAGAUGCCCUUACAGCCAACAACAAUGUAGGCUAGGGAGUUAAACGUGUUGGAAACGAGAUGAAGAUGCAUGCACAAAGUCAGCUACAACGUGAAAGUCAGCUGCAACAGUUGCAAGCAUCUCCAAUCAAUCAAAACACUUAAAAUGCAUCAUCAAUCCAAAGGACUGAUUUAAUUACUUUAAUGGACAAGAAAAUGAAACAGAAUGUGUUUUAUUGGAAGGCUGAAAAAGAGAACGAUUUUAUGUAAGGGUAGUAGUCUAAAAAAGAAAGGCAAUGACACUGAGAAAAAUUAUGCAAAGAUGAUUUUAAAGUGCUACAAAUAUGCAAAUGUAAAUAAAACUCCAUAGAUUACUUAAAGAGACCAUAGAGAGAAUAAUAUGAUGCAUUAAAAUAUAGGAGCUGCUAAUUUGGCUAAUCAAAUCAAAUUAAAUGUGUUGUGUGAAACUUGCUUUGCAUAACCGCCAAGUUUUCAGGCAACUCAUAACAUUCCACUAGUUGCAUUGAGGUUUCACUGUAAAGCCAACCUAACAAGGACAUACAGUGCCACAGAUGUAAAGCCCUGCUCUUAUGAAGCACGGAAAGCUAUAUGGGUGCUAACAGCCCAACCAGGAGAAUCAUCAGCCUGCAAAAUGAGUGAGUGAAUGAGUGAGUUAUAAAAGCAUAUUAGAAGACACACUUCAGAAGACAAGUAAACAUCUCAUCUCAUGUAUGACAAAGUGAAGUAUGGUUAUAGUUGCACCUCUCUGAAAACUAUACUGAUGACAUGGUUGUAUGUAGGAUUUUCUUGACAUAUUUUUGUGUCAAAACCACAGUCUGAGGUUAUGAGGUGUCUGAAGAUGUAAAAUGCCUAAUCAGAAGGCUGUAUUAUUAAUUACUUGGUAUAUUCGCUGUGUCCAGUGCAGUGCAUGAAGUGUAGUGAUGUAGAAAGUCUCAGUCAACACAAGUGAUGCAAUCAUGUUGUACCUUGUAGAGUUGAUCAGUGAACACUGUAAACUGGCCUUGUUGUCUAAAAGGGAAUAAAGACAUUAAAAAUUCUGUCAGGUG
Messenger RNA from Pygocentrus nattereri (red-bellied piranha), 2735 nucleotides. It is a transcript of the gene synprb, whose product is annotated as synaptoporin. The transcript has 5 exons. The coding region runs from base 136 to 993 and encodes 285 amino acids. NCBI's taxonomy places the organism in Eukaryota, Metazoa, Chordata, Actinopteri, Characiformes, Serrasalmidae. The record is from RefSeq and is a predicted model, not a curated record. Gene Ontology annotation, cellular component: synaptic vesicle; synaptic vesicle membrane.